Messenger RNA from Spirometra erinaceieuropaei, 505 nucleotides. Lineage: Eukaryota; Metazoa; Platyhelminthes; Cestoda; Diphyllobothriidea; Diphyllobothriidae. The record is from the annotation of a GenBank genome assembly.
AUGCCCGGAAAAGUUUUAAGUGUUAAAGGCGCGUUUUUCUGGUUUAGUGCGAAAAUUUGGUCCAGCAAGCUUUACGAAAACUUGCAGGAACUGCGGGAGUUCACAGGAGCAGAGCAACUGCGCAAGGUAUGGGCAUGAACAUCGUUAAUCAUAGAUUUUUACUCGUCCAUUGGAUUCUCUUGACCAACCACCGAUCGCUUUUUCCCUUUGAAUGGAAAUCCAAUUUUAUCGAAUGACAAAAACGACCAUAUUUUUAUUAAAAUACCUGCUUCAGAUGUACCAGAACCCAGCUUUUCAAGUUCAAGAGGUUACGGAUUCAUACUCACAGCAACUUUUGAACGAUGCACUUGAGAAGGUUGUCAGCAACCUUCGGAAGAAAGAAAACAUCCUCCAGGUAUGUUAACCGCCAAAUGUUCAGUCUCACACGGUGAGGGAUUUUUUUGCCUUGAUGUGACUUAUUAUUCUGACAAAACAAACCAUAGCACAUUGCACAAAACAUUAAAAU